AUGCUAACCCCCGAUCAAGAUCGCACGGCCGAGGACCAAUUCCAGCCGAUCGCUCGGCGAAUCGAACGGCUUGCGCUCCACCUCUCCCCUGGCCGAGGAAUGGCUCUCCUCUCCGGUGACGGAGAGCAGCUCCGAAUGGUGGAAUGCAGCAGGGGGGUGCCGAGGCUGAGCGUGGAGACGGCGGCGCUGUCGAAGUACAUGAGAGGCAAGCACAGGGACAUUCAGCAGCGAGUUUUCGAGUAUUUCAGCGCGAGGCCGGAGCUGCAGACGCCGAUCGAGAUCUCGAAGGACGAUCACCGGGAGCUCUGUAUGAGGCAGCUCCACGGCCUUGUCAGGGAGACCGGGAUCAGGCCCUUCCGCUACUUGCUCGAAGACCCGGCCAAGUACUUUGCGUUUCUCGAGGCCGUCGGGAGCGUCGACAUGUCUCUCGGGAUUAAGACCGGGGUUCAGUACAGGUGA
This is a messenger RNA of Morus notabilis, 459 nucleotides long. Its product is annotated as acyl-coenzyme A oxidase, peroxisomal. The transcript has a single exon. The coding region runs from base 1 to 459 and encodes 152 amino acids. The record is from RefSeq and is a predicted model, not a curated record. NCBI's taxonomy places the organism in Eukaryota, Viridiplantae, Streptophyta, Magnoliopsida, Rosales, Moraceae.